CCGCCAAACUUAUUAAUAUUUUCAACAGAAAACAGAUUAAUUAACCUCUCCGAUUUUGUGUGUUUUUGUCAGAGUUAAUUUUCUUAUGUUCUUAGCAUUUCCUUUUUUGGCGAUAAUUUGAGAUAAAAUAUAUUGACAUAAAGUAUAGUACUGGACAAUGGCAGAAGAUGGAGAAAAUAUAUCUGUUAUGACUGUGAAGGAGCCUCUAGAUUUAAUCAGAUUAAGUUUGGAUGAGAGAAUAUAUGUGAAAAUGCGAAAUGAAAGAGAAUUAAGAGGAAAGCUACAUGCCUAUGAUCAACAUUUGAAUAUGGUUCUUGGUGAUGCUGAAGAAACUAUUACAACAGUUGAAAUUGAUGAGGAAACUUAUGAAGAAGUUUAUAGAACUACAAAACGAAACAUACCAAUGCUUUUUGUAAGAGGAGAUGGUGUGAUACUUGUGUCACCCCCAGUCCGUGUUGGAGUUUAGUAAAUAAGUUAAAAUUAAGCAAAUAAAAAGAUAUACUAAAAUUGAACAA
Molecule: messenger RNA, 515 nt
Organism: Amyelois transitella
Lineage: Eukaryota; Metazoa; Arthropoda; Insecta; Lepidoptera; Pyralidae
Gene: LSm3
Product: U6 snRNA-associated Sm-like protein LSm3
Exons: 3
Coding region: 158-466 (102 amino acids)
Biological process (GO): P-body assembly; mRNA splicing, via spliceosome
Cellular component (GO): catalytic step 2 spliceosome; P-body; U6 snRNP
Molecular function (GO): RNA binding
Source: RefSeq, a predicted model, not a curated record